This is a messenger RNA of Spodoptera litura, 1872 nucleotides long. RefSeq lists its product as uncharacterized. Lineage: Eukaryota; Metazoa; Arthropoda; Insecta; Lepidoptera; Noctuidae. The record is from RefSeq and is a predicted model, not a curated record.
AGUUUCAUUUGACCAAUAUUGUCCAACAGUCGUUUUAAUAAAAUAAAUUAAAAUUAAAUUAAACGUUGACAAAAUGGGUGCAUUGUCAUUAAUGUUUUUUGUUUUGUGUUCGAAUUUUUUAUUAAUAAAAUCGGAAGGUGAAGAAAAUUUAAAAAUAAGUAUACCUAAGGAUACUGGUAAUUGUUCAAUACCAAAGCCUAAUUACAAGUUCAGAGAAGGUCAAAAUUUGACUAUAGAGCUGUCAACGGAUCCUUUCGUCAACUAUGGCUGGUGGCGUUUAAAGAACUCUAAUAAUGAAACAUUUACAAUCGACAGCUCCUUCAAAAGCAACAUGACUAAACAACAUACUACUGUGGUGAACAGAUACAUGGACGGUACAUGGGAAUUUGAGUUUUAUGUGCAUAAAGAUAAUGUUGACAUUCUAAGCAACAUUGACAAAGUGGCUUAUCCAGCAGGCAAACAAGAAUACUACACACCAAUCAUAUGCCGUACCAACGUAGCGAUUGAAAUGAACAAGGACACGAUAUUGGAUACGAAGUUCAUAAUCAUUUGUUCAGUAUUGGGAACCUUGGCAUUACUCAUCAUUAUAGGACAAGCUGUUUACAUCUACUACUUAAAAUCAUUGGCUCGAAGGUUGAACGCUCAUAACAACUUGUCGAAAAAAUCGGAUUCCGCUCAAAGUGACGGAGCUCGAUACUGUAGCUACCCUCGGCAGAAGAAGAUCGACGAAGUGGUUCCAGUCGAUAAGAGAUACAGUGACAUAUAUGAAGCACCAAAUAUUGAAAUAACCGAUAAUGGUCAAAAACAUUUCUUGCCUCCAAACCCGCCAGCUAUAUCAACGAUGCCUUGUACUCCAAAAAUGGAUCGCAAUAUGGGCGUGCAUCCGCAGAUGCAUGGAGCGACCCUAAACAGAAGCGCAAUGAUGGACCAUACCCAUUCCUACCAAAGACAAACAGAACGUGAUAUGGCGAACAGACCUCCGCUGCCUUUACCACCAUCUCAAGAUGACUUCGAAGUUUAUGAACAAAUGACUGAUGAUAUGGACACAUACGAACCUCCGCCGGUGGUCAGUCAGGCAAUGCCACCCAGACUACCGAUGCCUCCAAAGAAGGUGCCUACAGCAAACCUAGUCAACGUGAAAGAGGACACACUGAAAACUAAAAGAAGUGCCAGACCUCCUGUCACUCCGAAACCACAAAUGUCACAUGCUGCGGUAGCACCAGUCAAUGAAUUGCAGCAGGUCUUGAAGAGGAGACAAGCGGGAAUUGAAACUGCAACAAGAAGCAACGAAUUGGAAGAAGCGUUGAGAAAACGAAAUAAUGUUAAACAAGUGCCUAUCGUCUCCAUACCUGAUCCAAGUCCAGCAAAGACCAGACCUGUUGUAAAAUCAAAGCCGAGAAUACCGCAACCACAGCCAGUACAGGAAGAAAUCUACUACAACGAAAAUCAAGCGUCUUCGGACGAAGAAUGGACCUACGAGCCUUUGAAACCACAUAAAAACUACGACCCUAACAUUUAUAACAUAUAAUGUACUUUAGUAUAUUGUAAAUAGGGUUAAAUUUUGAUUUUUAGAAGUAGGUAGGUCGAUUUCGAUGUAUUAAAAGACAGAAGAUAUGAAAAGACGGGUGUAUUAAAAGAAGAACUAUGUGUGAAGGUCAACAGCCUGCUGCGACCACCUGCUGACUUUCUUCUCACACGGAGAAGGUUUGAGCAUUAAACACCACGCUUGCUCAAUACGAGUUACCCAUUUGAAACUUAUAAUUAGAAACUGCCCGGGUUUCCUCAUGGUGUUUUCCUUCACUGUGUGUCAGUGGUGUAUAGAUACUCUUAGAAAGUACAUAUAACUCUACUCUAGAAAGAAGUUGAAGAAUU